AUGUCUGACAAGAACACCUCCACCCUCCAGUCCUUAGUCGACUCUGCCUCAAGCACCGUGCAGUCAGCCAUCGGCUCUCUGACCGGCAACACCGGCGACAAAGCCGCCGCCAACCGCAAACAAGCCGAAGCGGACGCAAAAGACGACCUCUCCCACGCAACCGCCAAAGCCGGUCCCUUCACCGCCACCACCUCCGGCGUCGCAGCCGACAACCAGGACCGCACGAAAGGCUCGUGGGACCAGACAAUCGGCUCAGGCAAGGAGACGCUGGGUAACCUGAUCGGCAACCAGUCGCUCAAGCAGUCCGGAGCCGAACAGAACCAGGCGGGCAAGGCGCGCGAGGCGCAGGGCCAGCUCAGCGAUCUGGGAUCUGGCCUUGGCGAUCGCAUUGGUGGCAGCGUGGGCGGUGCUGUCGCGGGCUUGACCGGGAAUGAGCAGCAGAAGCGCGCGGCGCAGGAGCAGCAUGAUAAGGGAAAGACGCUGCAGAGGGGCGUUGAGGCGGAUCUGGAUAAGCAGGCGAGGUCUUAA
This is a messenger RNA of Coniosporium apollinis CBS 100218, 528 nucleotides long. RefSeq lists its product as uncharacterized. The transcript is spliced from 2 exons. Bases 1 to 528 code for a protein of 175 amino acids. Lineage: Eukaryota; Fungi; Ascomycota; Dothideomycetes. The record is from RefSeq and is a predicted model, not a curated record.